Molecule: messenger RNA, 3264 nt
Organism: Lachancea meyersii CBS 8951
Lineage: Eukaryota; Fungi; Ascomycota; Saccharomycetes; Saccharomycetales; Saccharomycetaceae
Source: the annotation of a GenBank genome assembly
AUGAGUCACUUUUUAUCGUCUUUGAAUGAAAAACAACACGAAUGCGUGGUCUUUGACCAUGGAAAUGCGCUUCAAAUAGUAGCAGGACCAGGAACAGGAAAGACCAAAGUGUUAACCACCAGAGUGGCAUACUUGCUCCUCGAAAAAGGACUGAAUCCAAGUGAUGUGGUGAUCACCACCUUCACGAAAAAAGCCACGCUCGAAAUGAUAGAGCGUAUCGGCGUUUUGCUCGAGGGCACCGGUAUCAAUCCCAAGAGUCUGUGGAUAGGAACGUUUCACUCUAUCUGUGCCCGUGUGCUCAGGCAGCAUGGCUGGCGAAUUGGACUCCCGAAGGACUGGAGAACGUUUUCAGACAGCGACACAGAUCCGAUCUACGCAAAGCUGGUUGAGAAAAUGCCAGAUCAAGUAAGAGACUACGCACACAGUUACAACAGAAGAGUGAACUUACUCAGACCUAACUCUUCUCGCGAUUGGGCUGUACAUCCUGCAGCUGUGAAAAAAAUGGUAUCCUGGCUUAAAUCCGAGGGUGUCACUGCGGAUGAGUAUCGCGCCCGAAACGACCAUGAUCCAGCACUAUUGCAUUUUUACGACCAGUACCAAGCUGAACUGAUCUCCCAACACGCCUUGGACUUUGAUGAUCUGCUUCUUCACGCGUUCAAAUUGCUCGCGAAACAGAGGUGUCUGCCCAAUAUUAAGCAUGUGCUUGUGGAUGAGUUUCAAGACACUAACAGCAUUCAGUUGAAUCUCAUGUAUCUCUUUGCACGCGGCUGUGGUUCCAGGUCACAGGGAAUAACUGCCGUUGGCGACCCUGACCAAAGCAUUUACGGGUUUCGCAACGCCCUAGCAGGAAAUUUUGAGGACAUGAUCACGCAUUGCCCCAUUCCUUGCUCGCGAAUUGUUCUUGUGGAGAAUUAUCGCUCCUCUCAAAGAAUUCUUACGACUAGCGAGAUGUUGAUCAAACAGCAGCUGACAGGUCGCGAAGACCGACUCCCUUUGCGAGCUCAAUUUGAUAGCGAUUUUCCACCGGUAUACAUUGAGUUCCCCGCGAAAUUUUUGGAGUCUCGAGCUCUUGCUCGAGAAAUAAUAUAUCUCCGCUCUUUACCAAACCUUUGGAACUAUAACGACUUCGCACUUCUGGUACGACAUCGCCGACAAAUAAGGCCACUCGAGACAUCACUAAUUGAGCAUCGAAUUCCCUACAAGAUUGUGAACGGACGUGCAUUUUGGGAGCUUAAAGAAAUCAAUGGUAUGAUGGAUCUUUUAAAGUGUGUUUAUUCUGACUAUGAAAAGAAUGCAAUCUUACGGGCUUUACAAUAUCCAGCCAGAGGACUGGGAUCGGCAACUGCAAAGAAGCUGGAAAAUGUUGUUGGCGACUAUGACACACCAUUCUCCGCUUUACAAGCAAUUGUAAACGAUUCUCGCAAGUACGACUUGCCCGCCAAAGCGAUUUCUGUCAUACAGGGGUUCUUAUCACUCAUCACAAGUUGUAGAGAACGUCUGAUUGGUGCUGUUGAUUGCAAAGUGAUUAGCACUAUUUUUGACGAACUCUACGAAGUCUCGGGAUUGCAAUAUGAAUAUCUAUACGUGGAUGGUAAGAAAAAAGCCGACGUCAAUCCUAAAGGUGAACCUAAUUUUGCAAACAAAAGGCAUCUCAACAUACAGCUUUUGAGAGAGCACGUAGCCAAUUUCAAGCCCAUGGACGAAGAUCUUGCUCAAAGAGACGGUCUUACUGAUGAAGAUGCCAAAGUCGCGAAAGAAAUUAAUAUUCAUGAUAUUCUUCGAGAAUUUAUCGAUUCAGUCAAUCUUUUCUCCACGGAGACAGAAGUGGAUGAGUCUCAAAUGUCAGAGAAACAAAUUCGACAGAAAAAAAAGCGUGAAGAGGAAGGUUUUGUUACCAUUUCCACAAUUCAUGGAGCCAAAGGCUUAGAGUGGCCCGUUGUCAUGAUACCAGGGUGUGUUGAAGGUGUUAUACCGUGUGUCUUUGGGAACAAAGAAGAUGCUGACGAAAGUGAAAACGACUCCGAUUCCGAGGAAAAUAAAACUAACGGAGGUGGCAACAGCCCCAAAAAAAUGCGACCAAAGAACAAUGAAGGCUCAUUAGAUGAAGAACGAAGAAUGUUUUUCGUUGCGCAGACCAGAGCAAAAUUCUUGCUCUACCUUACGGCAACCUCUAGCAACGAUUCGGAAUCAAAAUAUGAUAUCUCGAAACCUAGCAGAUUUCUAACCACCGAUCUGGUAAGCACUAUGUGCCAGGAACAAAAGGUCUUCGAUAGCCUGGACUCAGUUCGAAAGCUUUAUUCUGCCGUAGACAAACCAAUGCCGUCAGAUAAGCCUUCAUUUUCCUUGGACACAUUGAUCAAAGAUUAUGCUAGUUUCAUCAAUUACAGGAGAGAGAGGAUGAUUUGGAGAGGCACAACUGUGGUGGACACAGUAAGAUUAAAAUUCGAUGAAAAUACUAAUCAACCGCCUGCAUCGUACGGUAUAAUAACUGCGGCGAGCUAUCUAAAAAACUCGUCAACUAAUCAUCCCAGCUCGAGUAGAGCAACGUAUCAGGCUUCGGCGUACAAAAAUCAAGUAGCCACUAGAACGACUUCGGACCCUAGUGCCCUUGCUGGCAAGAAAAAUGCACCUCCACACUCGCUUUCCAGAAGUUAUUCAAAUGGCUCUGCGUCUUUCAAAUCUUACGCUCCCAAGACUUCUCCACGUAAGCCUACAAAAAGUCUACAGCCGUCAUCCUUUGCCCCUAAAGCAGAGGAGUCCGCUGCACAAUUGGAAAGGAAUCGAACUAAAUCUAAUAACAGCCUUACUAAUACUGUCAAAAAUGUAAGCGAAAGCCUUAAAAAGCCCGGUUUUCCCUCUGCUACACAUAGAGCUGGUCGCCAGUCUCGACGAAAAAUAGUUGCCGACUCUAUCGACUUAGGAGAGAUACCAUGCAGUAAUGAGGUAUCUACAACCCAAAGCGACGAAUCGGUCGUGACGAAAGAAGAGCCAGAUAAGGACAGUCUUAGCAGAAAGUCUAUUGGAGCGCUAAAACACGAUUUGAAGGUCAAGAAUGAAAUGGACUCGGCUGUCAAUUCAGGCACUGGGCAACAAGCUUCUUCUUCUCAAGCCCCACUCACCAAGAGGGCCAAUAGCCCCGAAGGAAUUGGGCGGAAAAGGGUUAAGAUAGAGCCUCUCAACGGUGGGCCAGAUAUAAUGUCGCGGCUCUCUAAGGCGAAAAAAAGAGCAGCUGAGUCAAAAGACACAGUUAUCAUAAUUGAUUGA